Molecule: messenger RNA, 1552 nt
Organism: Medicago truncatula (barrel medic)
Lineage: Eukaryota; Viridiplantae; Streptophyta; Magnoliopsida; Fabales; Fabaceae
Exons: 3
Coding region: 148-1113 (321 amino acids)
Cellular component (GO): nucleus
Molecular function (GO): polyubiquitin modification-dependent protein binding
Source: RefSeq, a predicted model, not a curated record
GAUUGCAACCAAAGUACCAAUCAAGAACAGUUGAGUUACACACAAACUGCCGUGACGUAUCUGUCAGAAAACUCAAAGAACAUUUGAGUUACACACUAUACAUUCAUUUCUCUCUCUCUGCGCUCUCUCUCUUCACCGUCCGCCGCCAUGGACCCACCACCUCCAUUACAAAAAAUCGCCAUCUCCGGCCCAACCCUCUCCUCCCUCCUCCACCACCUCUCAACCACCUCCACCUCCACAUUCUCCGGCCUCCUCUUCGGCCACGUCACCCUCACAACCCCACUCAACCUCACCGACGAUUCCUCCGACACCACCCCCACCCUCCUCGCCACCGUCACCGGCUUCCUCACCACCUCCUCCUUUCUCUCCCCCUCCGGCGAUAUCAACAUCACCACCCUCCGUCGUCUCGUCCCUCACUCCUCCUCCCUCCUUGGUUGGUUCUCCGGUCGCCGCCGUUCACCCCUACGCCCCUCCCUCCGUGAAUUCUCCAUCACUUCCUCUUUCUCAUCUCUCUCUCAAUUCUCCUCCACCAUUAACCCUAAUCCCAAUUCAAAUCCCUCUUCAUCAUCUUCACCUUCUUCUUCUUCUUCAUUCAAUUUCAACCCUAGUUUAUUCUUUCUCUUAUCUUCACCAAUUUCAGAUCAAUCCUCACACAUUCACACACAUGAUUACCGUGUUUAUCAAUUUCUAUCCGAAUCCCAAUCAUUCAACCCGGUUUCAAUAGAAAUUAUCAACAUUGGACCGGCUUUUCGGGGACAUUAUGGUUCAUUUAUCCCUAAUUCACCGUUUCCGGUUCUUGAUUGUCAGUUAAGUUAUUCACCGAUGAUUCAGGACGAUGAUAACGAGAAAUUGAGUAAGAUGAAGCAGACUUCUAAAGAUCAAAGGGAGUUGGAUGUUUGUGCUGAAGGAUAUGAGGUUAAGAGGUUGAGUAACUUGAUGGGCUCUGAGGCCAAGAAUUAUACUCAGAGUUUGGAGGAUUUGUAUUUAAAAAUGCUUGUUAAGAUUGGGAAUUUGACUACUUUGGUUGAACAGAGUUCAGCUAAGGUUCUUGAACAGGAAAAUCAUAAUAAGAAGCUGAAACACAAAAUUUUAAAAUCUGCUGCCCCAGAAUAAAAUAUUAAAAUAUCUUCGAUGGUGGAAAUUACUUCUAUUCUUUCAGAGAAGAUAUGACAAUCAACAAUGUUCGGAGUUAUGUGCCUGACCUGGAUCAUCAAGUUUCUUUUGGAAUGACUUGAAACUUGCCUUUUCCCGUUUUGAACUGUUGGGUGAGCUUUUAGUAUAUAUGGUGCAGCUCUUGUUGUUAUUGUAUUUUAGUUUUUGGCUGCUCUUCAAUUUGAAGAAGGUCUUGAUUCGGAUUCGACUUUGUAGCAUGGGUGAAUGAUUCAGUCCUUCAUAAUUUACGGAAGGUCCUGAUGUUUUUUCUCCCUGACCUAGCAUUUGCUUCAUGUAAUGAUAUCCCAACUGUAUUGUAUGUUCGUGUAACUCUUGCUUCUUUCUGCCCUUCAUUCUAAAAUAUAUUCUGCUCUAGUUUUUAAGGUGCUUUAUCGUUUAA